Molecule: messenger RNA, 963 nt
Organism: Parnassius mnemosyne (clouded apollo)
Lineage: Eukaryota; Metazoa; Arthropoda; Insecta; Lepidoptera; Papilionidae
Source: the annotation of a GenBank genome assembly
AUGCAAAGUACAAAGGCAUACAUCAAGCAGCCUAGAUUCAUUUCCACCUACGGAGAAAUUCGAACACCUGCACGUUGCAUCGUUGGACCAUUACCUACUUCACCGCAAGGACAUCGUUACCUCGUAACAAUGAUCGAUAGAACAACAAGAUGGCCAGAAGCAAUACCUACCGAUGAUACUUCAGCUGAAUCCGUCGCGAGGAUAAUUUAUGAAAAUUGGAUUACUCGUUUCGUAUCACCUAAAACCAUCACAACGGAUCAAGGAAGAAACUUCGAAAGCAACCUAUUUCUCAAACUUCUUCAAACUAUGGGAAUACAGAAGACACGUACAACGGCAUACCAUCCUCAAUCAAACGGAAUAGUCGAACGAUGGCAUCGUAUAUUGAAGACCGCACUCAAAACUCGUUUAUCUCAACAUACAAAGUCGAUUGAUGAGCUACCUACAGUGCUACUUGGACUACGAGCAACACCGCGUGCAGACACUAGUCUUAGUGCCACUCAGCUAACCUACGGCUGCAGCAUAAGACUACCGUGUGACUUCUUCACUGCAACAUCGUCAAAAAAUCAAGAAAUGAAUAAAGAUGUUGUAACUCAACUUCGAGAAUCAAUCAACAAAGUCUUAUCGUCAAAACGCACAUCAUCACACGGAAAUUAUAAAUCAGUAUUCAUUCAUCAAGAUUUGAAAACAUGCAAGCAAGUUUUUGUAAGAAACGACGCAGUGAAGAAACAAUUUCAACCUACCUACGAUGGACCUACCCGGAAGGAAAUCUACAAUUAUAUCGAUGGACCGACUAAAGCCUGCUUAUAUUAUCAACGAGGAUUCACCAUUAUCAUCAUCAUCAUCAUCAUCUCAACCACCAGCGAGGAAGCUUGUAAACCCAUCAUCUACAUCAACCCAGAUGAAAGCUAUUUUAAAAUUACGAGACAUGGGCGAGUCGUCAAGCCUCCGGUACGCUUUCGCUAG